This is a messenger RNA of Monascus purpureus, 237 nucleotides long. Lineage: Eukaryota; Fungi; Ascomycota; Eurotiomycetes; Eurotiales; Aspergillaceae. The record is from the annotation of a GenBank genome assembly.
AUGUCCGGUGUCUUUAUACCCAUCUUCCCUAUCUGCUUCCAGUUGGGAACGACGCAGAAUCCAUGUCGGUGCAAGGUUGUGGGGCCGACGCUGGGAUUUGUGCUAUUCAUUGUCUCUGCUGUCGUAUGUUGGCCUGCAUCACUGUUCUGUGGAUGCUGGGCUACCAAGACUGGAACUGAUGUCCUGGGAUAUCCAGCGAAGCUGAACGGGGAGGUCAGCCAAGGCAUUCCGUUUUAA